Molecule: messenger RNA, 2691 nt
Organism: Dermacentor silvarum
Lineage: Eukaryota; Metazoa; Arthropoda; Arachnida; Ixodida; Ixodidae
Exons: 2
Coding region: 59-2107 (682 amino acids)
Source: RefSeq, a predicted model, not a curated record
UCCCUCCACUGUCAGUUUCUCUGAAGCAACCAUCAAUUGCUCAUUCCCGCUCUGCACAAUGACCCAAACAAGCUCAUGCGAGAUUGUCGAUUAUUUGUCCACGGUUAACCGAUUGCUAUUUCCUGCCAAACUGGAACUUCGGGAAAUGACAGGAAGAUGUGGCCAGCUGUACCUUAUGGGCUUAAAAGAAGUGGAGAUGUACUUCCCAGUCAUUCCAGACAUGGAAUUGAAUCAAGCUACUCAGCUUAUGCACUGGCUGCUAAAGAGCCACGCUUGCAUACAACAUAUCUUCAUUCGUCCUUUCGCUUGGCAUCGGUAUGGAGAGCUUCUGUGUGCUGGCCUGAACCGCAACCCGUGUAUUAAGACUAUGAAGGUCGGCAUCUUCGAGUUCACGAGCAUGGACCUCCACGCGGCCAUAGGCUCACUCAAAAACCUGGAAGAAUUCGAAUGCGUCACCUACAUAAGGACCUGCCGACACUUUGCGUCCACAGUUGUUAAACUUUUACGGCUGAGCACUUUGAGAACCCUAAAUGUAUGCAAAGCCUGUGUGGAUGGCAAGAGCGCCAGGUUAUUUGUUGAUGCCCUAAAGGAGAAUGCAACUCUCCGGCAGCUGGGGAUACACGGUUCGGUCAUAUGUCACGCUGGCCAUGAAAGCUUCUCAGAAUACCUCGUGGCUACCAAGUCACUUAUAACACUAAGUGUUGAAGCAGGCCCCCGAAGCAAGCGAGAGAGUUUCAGGCGGAUGGCGGCCGGGCUUAUCGUAAACAAUACAAUUCAGAACCUCACUCUUAACGGCAUUACGCUUGAUGCCGGCACCUCCCAGCUAGUAGCGAGGAUGCUCUCAGAAAACAAAGCAAUACGCAACUUCACCAUGGUGUGCGACCACGCAGAACUAGUAGUUCCUCCCGGUACUGAUUUUGCCUGUUUGUACACGGCUCUCACUAAGAACGACACAUUGGAAAGACUCGAGCUUCCUUUCUCAUUCCUGGAGCCUACACAGUGGGUCCAAUUCUUCUGGACUGUGUCGAGUAAGCAAUCCAUCCAAAGGCUUACCGUACACAUACCUGACUCUGAUUAUAAGCAAAGGUAUUUGCCAAGAUUCUGCAGAGCGCUUAAGGAAAGUGGGGCUGAAACAAAAGUCUCUCUCGGCACUCUUGAGAAUGUCUUCAACUUGGAUUUGCUCGAAUCAAAUUCAUUUUCAGAUGUCAACUUCAGUUGUCGCAAUGGUGAUCGAGGGCAACUGCUAGCCUUGCUGCAGCUUUUCCCCGCAAUGAAGAGCCUAGGUUUGCACGUCAACGCGGGUGACGCUGAGCUGUGCUCGGCCGUCGCAAAAUACAUUAGGAAAGAAGACUCACUUCUUGAAAAUCUGCGGCUCACAUUUUCUUUCAAUGUCCCUGACAUCAUGGACUGCACAUUCAGAGCAUGGACAGAAAUUUUCGAGUCGCUCGCUUCAAGCACGAGCAUUAAAAAGCUGCGAGUAGACUUGGAACACUGCAUGCUAGGCCGAAACCCUGUGUACAAGCGGGGAGUGGAGCGGCUGGCUGACGUCAUCAACACGAGUCGGAGCAUACGAAUGGUGUCCUUCAUCGCCGACGUUACGAUGAUAAUCAAGGACUUUUUUGGGCGCCUCUGUUUUGGCAUCGCGGAGAACUACAUUCUCGUGAGCAUAGACACGGCCAAGUACCUACAAAUAGAUAAGAAAGCGUUUCAAGACUUCUUCGCCGUCUUGGACGCCGUGCGUCGAAACGCCAGCUUUGUGACACUCGCUGCAGAUUUCACUGACAGCAGGACACUGGACAGACGCUGCGUCCGAGCCUUGGAGCGAGUGCUGCGCCAUCCUCCCCUCCUUGAGGAGCUCGCCGAACAAGAGUCCAUGAGCGUGGCCGAGGCCUCAGCGAUGGUUCGACGAAAGUUCAGCAGAGCCGAAGGCCUGCACGACUUCAUGCGGCUCGCCGGUGUCGUCAAAGAGCGUGUGGAGUGCAACUCGCGUGCAGGCGGACGACUUCAACUGGACGACCUGGAUGAAUACUGCUGGAGGAAGGUUCGGAGCUACCUCAUGAUAGACGACAUCAGGGACCCUGGAGCGACCACGCUGGUCCAUCGCUAACGACGGCGGCUAGUUUGGAACAUCGCCAACACGUGACACAAGUUGUUGAGCGGAACUGCUCCGCUACAAUGCAGCUCUAUUUUACAGCGGCCUUGUUGUCUGAGUACUUGAACACCUGGGAUAGGAAUAUCGCCCUGCUGUGACGUGUGACGUAGAAAGGAUGCCGAAUGGACUAAAUUAGGAGGGCGGAGAGCUUCCUCUCAUGAGUGAGCUGCGUAGUUUAACGGUCCAAUAUCUUAACUCUCCGUGACCUGAGUUCAAUGGAAUCAUCAGAGAUCCCCAUGGAAAUGAUGUUUGUAGCGAUUAACUUUUUCUGUGCCGCUAGCAUCCUAACACAGGCCUCCGUCUGGCGCUGAUAUUAUUUUACGACAGCCGUUAUUCAGGGUCUGACGAUCUUGUAUGUUAGUACCCUCACAUUUUACAUAUUCGACUGGUGACUGCAGCUCCAUAUAUUUCUUUAUUUUUAAUUUCUGAUUAGGAAUCGAGUGUGCUCAAAAACAAAACAUUCGUGUAAUUAUGAGCGUUUAAUGCGGAUGACUGAUCUCUCAUGAUAACACCCUACAACCACACACAUUCUGCAAUAA